AGCAGCACGGUGCAGUCGUGUAAAUUAUAAGUAGAAAUAGAUUGACCACACGCCUUCAGGACACCCAAUCGUGUCAGUAUAAGUGAUUUCGUGACAACCAUGUCCAGCUUUCUACUGCGCGUAUGUCUCAUGAUGACGGCCGCCGGAACACUUACAUAUUCAAGGACGUUUAAGCCUCAGACGCCAAUUGGGGAGGGAAUAACGGUAUACGCCAGGAUUCUCCACGACAAUACAACAUUGGACAGCGAGACUAGCGACAGCACAGAGAAGAUAAACAAAAUGUACAAGGCAUUUGAAAAAAUAUUUCAAAUGGUUCAACAAAAAUUUCACAAUAACAACGUGAUGAUAACAAUUAAUGUCACGAAGACAAAGGACCUGAAGCUCAGUGAAGUACUUGUUCCCUUGAAUGGUACGCACGGUGCUGGACUGGAUGGACGGAAGACACUUGAGAAUCUCGUGACGACACAAGCGUCUAAAUCAGGAGAGAACGGCAUUGUUUACCUGUUCACAAAGAGAAGCAUAUAUACGCAAAGCCUUGAAGACGACAACGUACCAUCUUGGCAACCUCAUCUCCAAACUCGUGAUACAUUUUGUACUGAAAAUACAAGCGCUGCGGUCGUUUACUACACCGAUCAGCAACCAGAAGAGUACCCUUUUGAGGCCACUGCACUCAUAUUCGGUUCUACGAGGCAAUCCCACUUUCAAAAGAGUGAUUUUACAUAUAUGAACAAUUCAUUUGCACGGUGCAAGGAAAGCGUUGAUAAACAAAAUACUGCAGAAAAAAAUGAAGAAUAGGUAUUCAAUGCGGGCUCAUUCACUAACUGCAUAAUUGCUAUUUUUAAAGAAAAUGUACGAAUAAAUUUUAAUUACACAAAAAUUUACUGAUUUUCUCAUACUCUCGCCAUUCGUACUACACAACA
Rhipicephalus sanguineus (brown dog tick) is the source of this 920-nucleotide messenger RNA. RefSeq lists its product as uncharacterized. The record is from RefSeq and is a predicted model, not a curated record. Bases 100 to 795 code for a protein of 231 amino acids. NCBI's taxonomy places the organism in Eukaryota, Metazoa, Arthropoda, Arachnida, Ixodida, Ixodidae. The transcript has 8 exons.